Molecule: messenger RNA, 787 nt
Organism: Musa acuminata subsp. malaccensis (wild Malaysian banana)
Lineage: Eukaryota; Viridiplantae; Streptophyta; Magnoliopsida; Zingiberales; Musaceae
Product: GRF1-interacting factor 3
Source: RefSeq, a predicted model, not a curated record
CGAAUAAACCCUUCUGGUCUUCCCCUCCGAGAGAGCUUCAACAAGAGUUCCUCGACGCAGGAAUCCUUCGAGAGUCAAGGAAUCCAUAGAGAGAGAAGAGAAGCAUGCAGCAACCAGUGCAUCCCAUGACCCCAAUGGCUCCGAUCCUCACCGCCAACAUCACCACCGAAGAGAUUCAGAAGUAUCUGGAUGAGAACAAGCAGCUGAUUUUGGCUAUUUUGGAAAACCAGAAUUUGGGGAAGUUAGCUGAAUGUGCUCAGUAUCAAGCCCAGCUUCAAAGGAAUCUCCUGUAUCUAGCUGCAAUUGCAGACGCACAACCACAGGCACAUGCUGUUCGUCCUCAGAUGAUGCCACAGGGAGGUCAUUUCAUGCAACAGGCGCCAGUUUUCCCACCCAGAGUUCCACUGCAGUUCCCACAGCAAAGGCCGGAGCAGCAUCUGCACCACCAAGUCCAAGCAAUGCCUUUCCCGGUCCAAAUGGACAUGAGGACGGGAGCCAUGAACGACAUGCACCCCCUGCCGCCCUCUCAUGCUGCUACCCUUCGGCAGCCUCACGAUGGACAGGGAAGCAAGCAAGACGCAUCCGCGGCCGACCUAGGAGCCAGGGAACCAGAACAGAGCCAUGCGAAGAGGCCCGAAGACUUGAAGACGCCAUGAUCUCGCUGUCUCUCUGUCGUACUAAGUCUGUGUCGCAAAUGUAUUUGAAACGCUAGUGUUGUAUCGCCCUCUGUUUGAUUGACUCUGCCACUGAAUCCUCGAUAGCUGCUAAGGAAUGACACUUUUCAUCU